This is a messenger RNA of Culex quinquefasciatus (southern house mosquito), 834 nucleotides long. RefSeq lists its product as uncharacterized. The transcript has 6 exons. Lineage: Eukaryota; Metazoa; Arthropoda; Insecta; Diptera; Culicidae. Bases 49 to 834 code for a protein of 261 amino acids. Gene Ontology annotation, molecular function: zinc ion binding. The record is from RefSeq and is a predicted model, not a curated record.
GUCAAAUGGCAGAGUGUGAAAAAGUGUAAAAGGCCAAAACCCAGCAAAAUGGAAGCGGAACAGGACAUUGCUAUUUCCACCGUUGUGGUAAACAUUGACAUCGUCGAUCUAUUCGAUUAUGCCCAGGAGAGCCGCCGGACCUGGAUUGAGGGAAACCAAGUAUAUCAGAGCAACCAUGUUCUAAUCGUUGGUUGUACCGGCCGUGACGGGAACAAGCUGCAACUGUUUGGGAGCUGCCUACGCGCCUCGAAUCCCAAGGAGCACCCAAGGGAAGUGAACAUUACAACCGCGACAUUAUUCAGAAAUUGGGAAAUUUCGUGUACGUGUCCCGCUGGGAGAUUCAAAUGUAAACAUCAAUGUGCGUGCUUAGUUUAUAUACACAAUAGAAAGGAGCUGGACAUCUUAACCCGGACGGAAGUCAAACAACAAUGGGGGAAGGUCGCGAAGAAUCAGUCAAGCAUUCUUUACGAGCCAAUUCCAAUAAAACAUCUGUGUGGCCAGCGGAGCGUAUCGUCCCCAAGCUACGUCGACAACAAUCUCAGUCAGGCAAUCAUGAAUCUGUUUUUGAGUGAAUUGCCCGAUUCCGCUCUUGCCAAGUCGGUAAAAGGACGAGGAAAGAGUCCACGCGAUCGCACAGUUAAUGUCUCCGGUUCAGCAGACUCCAGGCAGGAGCAGAAGUUUGAGUUCCCACCUGUUCAACCAAGGUGGAAUCCUGCUAAGAACGGGGACAACACCGAGGUCGCCGAAGAUCGCAACGAAAUCGUCGAAUACCUGCACCUCAGUGCAGUCAAGUACUGCGCGAACAUUCUGGAACUGGCGGAAAUGGUAAGGUAG